Lates calcarifer (barramundi perch) is the source of this 3130-nucleotide messenger RNA. RefSeq names its product galanin receptor 1b (gene galr1b). The transcript has 3 exons. Gene Ontology annotation, cellular component: membrane. The coding region runs from base 317 to 1414 and encodes 365 amino acids. Gene Ontology annotation, biological process: neuropeptide signaling pathway; positive regulation of cytosolic calcium ion concentration; negative regulation of adenylate cyclase activity. The record is from RefSeq and is a predicted model, not a curated record. Gene Ontology annotation, molecular function: galanin receptor activity. Lineage: Eukaryota; Metazoa; Chordata; Actinopteri; Centropomidae.
GACAGAUCAGAGUUUACAAACUGGACACUGGAGUCUAGGACUCUGGGACAUGGGGACUCUGGACUCGGGGACUCGUGUUAGGGACUGAGUGUGUCUGUGUAACUUCAGGAGAAAAUGUUCAGCUCUGUGCUUUUACUUUGACAUUCUCUGACAGGAAGUAGUAUUUCACGUUUUUGUUAACUUGCCGUAUUUCCAACACUGUAGAGUCGGGACUCCGCUGUCGGACGUGUCUGAUCUGGAUCAUGGACCUUGUCUCUCUGUCAGUCCGCUCCGGUCUUCUCCUCUAACCCUCCGGUUCCCCCUGCGGAGCUCCAACAUGCUGCUGCCGGGAAACGACUCCUUUGGCUGGGCAGUGCUCCCGGAGUCCAACCGGUCCGAGGCGGCGCGCAGUGGCGCGGCAGCGGGCGGCGGGUCCGGGCCGGAGGCGGUGAUCGUACCCGUGAUGUUCGGGCUGAUCUUCGUGGUGGGGGUGGUGGGGAACUCUCUGGUGAUGGUGGUAAUCGGGAAGGUGAAAUACACGGGCGGAGGGGGAGGCGGUGCGGGAGGAGAGUGGAGGCGCUCCGGGAGCCCGACCAACAUCUUCAUCCUGAACCUGAGCGUGGCGGACCUCAGCUUCCUCCUCUUCUGCGUCCCCUUCCAGGCCACCAUCUACUCCUUGCCGGAGUGGGUGUUCGGAGACUUCCCCUGCUGGUUCGGACACUACCUGUUCACCGUCAGCAUGCUGGUCAGCAUCUUCACACUGGUCGCCAUGUCCGUGGACCGCUAUGUCGCCGUGGUGCGCUCCAAGAAGUCUCCAUGCGUCCGGAGCCGCAGGAACGCGUUGGCCGGGGUGUGCGUCAUCUGGACCCUUUCUCUGGUGUGCUCGGUGCCGGUGGCCCAGCACCAGGUCCUCACCAACCACCCCACCGCCCCGAACAGCACGUUCUGCUGGGAGCAGUGGUCUGGAGCAUCCAGACGCAGCUACAAGGUGACGGUGCUGGUGAUCGGAUACCUGCUGCCUCUGCUGCUCAUCAGCUGCUGCUACACCAAGGUUUUGUUUCAUCUUCAUAAAAAAAUGAAGAACAUGUCAAAGAAGUCUGAGCGCUCCAAAAGAAAGACGGCUCAGACUGUCCUCCUGGUCGUCACUGCCUUCACCAUCUGCUGGAUGCCCCACCACAUCAUCGCCAUGUGGGUGGAAUUUGGCACCUUCCCCCUGAACGAUGCCUCCUUUGCCUUCCGUAUUGUCUCCCACUGCCUGUCCUACGGGAACUCCUGCGUCAACCCAGUCCUCUACGCCUUCCUGUCUGAGAACUUCCGUAAGGCGUGCCGCCAGGUGUUCACCUGCCGCUUCCUGCUUCCGCCUCAGCCCCAGAGCAAGGUGGUUCGUUUCCGCAUGGAGAACUUCUCCACCACGCACUCCACCACCAACAUAUGAAACAUGGGAGGGGAGGGGAUCUGUAUCUGAACAGGUCUGAGGCCGAGGUUGGUCACAUGACAACAGAACAGCGUGUGAUUGGCUGAGAACUGUAUCUGCGGUCGGUCUCCUCUGGGUGUAGAUGGAGAAGAUGGAGGUUUGUUAAUGUCAGAACUACAGGACUCUGUGGAAAACAUUCAUCAGCUCAGCAUCAUCAACAUCAGCCCUGGUUUUUGAAUAGUUUUAAAGUCGAGUUGAUAUUAAUUCAUUUUUUCUAAUAAAUCAGUUCAUGAACAGUUUUAUCUGAGCUUCAGCUUCAGUCUCAUCAGAUUAUACUAUUUCACACAGAGAGAGAGAAACACUGACUGUGAUCCUUCAGCUGAACUUUGACGUGUGUGUGUGUGUUUAAGAUAUUUUCUAUAUUCAGGUUUGUUCUGUGUUUGCUAUAAGACCAAUUCUCCAACAUUCAGAAAAUGAAACAAACAGUCAGAGCCUCCACAUCAGAUCCAGGAUGUGUUGCUCCUUCAGCCUCUUAAAGUCAGUCAGAUCAGCCUUCACACAGAGAAGACUAAAUACAACAUCUGAAUCCUCCUGCUGCUCUGACGGUCUAAGACCUUCUACAAACUAUCAACUCUUCUUUCAGGUGUUUUUUUAAAAAAGGCACCUAAUGAACAAUUACAGGCUCGUAUCAAAAGUAAAAUUAUUGAAAAGCUGUUUUCAAACAUCUGAACAUUACACAGCUGUUUUGAUGUCUCCAGUCGGGAUUUUGACCUCAGCACUGACACUGCUCUUGUUAACGACUCCAAACACAGAUGCAGUCUCAGUGUUACUGUUUCUCAGUGCUGUAGUUACACAGUCAACCACAACAUAUUAAAAGACCCACUGGAAAACUGGCUUGAAUCCUACAGGAGCUACAGACAAAAACAACAUGUGGAGUUCCCCAAGGCUCCACUCUGGAGCCUCUUAAAAAACACAAAUCAAGUCUUCAUUAAGUACAGUACUCACAAUACACACAGUACACAAAGUACUCACAGUAUAGUACAGUACUUCUAGUUGAAUAUAACAGACUUUAGACUUUAGCAUUUAUGAAUCGACACUCACCAGUUGUCUGUCAGGUGAACUACAUCCAUGAAAACAGCUGCUGGGUUUUCAUCUUUCAGCAGGACCACAUCAGGAGCAGGUGGUGAAUUAAACUUGAACCAGAUCCUGCUACAGAGAAAACACACUGUCCAGUUUAAUACUGUGGAGUCAUCAGAGCUCUCAGCAUCAGAGGCAGCCACCUUGGUUGUUAAUGAACAAAUAGGAGUGCUCUGAUUGGUCUGUUUCCAGGAUAACUUUUUAUUUUCUAUUGAACUCUACAUUUUGUCUUGUUGAAAUGUUAUAAAUAAAGUUUCCUCCAGUUACAGCUGAUGUUCAUCCAUCAGUUGUUCUCCAACACUUGACUACAUUUACUUUAUAUUUAGUUUAAAGUUUCUCUGCUUCACGUGUUGAAAUAUGUUUGACAGUGACUUCAGAUGGCUGAAGUCACAAGAAGUCGUCUGGAUAUUUUACACCAAACAGUAAAAUACAUUACAUGACAUAUAAAGACUGUCUGUAUGAACUGAGGUAAGAUCAGGGCCAGGUUUACAGACUUUGGAGGGUCGUCAGACAAAAAUAAAAAUAAAAUUAAAAAAAAUAGAUAUUAUUAACAAAUAGCUGCUGUUCAUAACUGUAAAUAUCAGAUCAUCAUCCUCCCAC